This is a messenger RNA of Naumovozyma dairenensis CBS 421, 1785 nucleotides long. RefSeq names its product lysine--tRNA ligase KRS1 (gene KRS1). The record is from RefSeq and is a predicted model, not a curated record. The transcript has a single exon. Bases 1 to 1785 code for a protein of 594 amino acids. Gene Ontology annotation, biological process: lysyl-tRNA aminoacylation. Lineage: Eukaryota; Fungi; Ascomycota; Saccharomycetes; Saccharomycetales; Saccharomycetaceae. Gene Ontology annotation, molecular function: lysine-tRNA ligase activity; tRNA binding; ATP binding. Gene Ontology annotation, cellular component: cytoplasm; cytosol.
AUGUCUCUAGAAGAAGCUGUCCAAAAGGUUACAGAAAAUGUUGCUAACUUGCAUUUAGAUGAAGUUACCGGUGAAAUGGUUUCCAAAUCUGAAUUGAAAAAACGUAUUAAGCAAAGACAAGUUGAAGCCAAGAAGGCUGCCAAGAAGGCCUCCGCUCAACCACAGCCAGCUUCUAAGAAGGCCAAGAAGAGUGACUUAUUCGCUGACUUAGACCCAUCUCAAUAUUUCGAAGCUAGAUCCCGUCAAAUUCAAGAAUUAAGAAAGACUAAGUCUCCAAACCCAUAUCCACACAAGUUUACCGUGUCAAUUUCUAACCCUGAAUUCUUGAAGAAGUACGCUUAUUUGGAAAGAGGUCAAACUUUACCAGAUGAAAAAGUUGCCAUCGCAGGUAGAAUUCACGCUAAGAGAGAAUCUGGUUCCAAAUUGAAGUUUUACGUCUUACACGGUGACGGUGUUGAAGUUCAAGUGAUGUCCCAAUUGCAAGAUUACCACAAGGAAGAAGAUUACGAAAAGGAUCACGAAGUCUUGAAGAGAGGUGAUAUCGUAGGUGUGGAAGGUUAUGUUGGAAGAACUCAACCUAAGAAAGGUGGUGAAGGUGAAAUAUCUGUCUUCGUCAGCCGUAUCGAGUUGUUGACUCCAUGUUUACAUAUGUUACCAGCUGAUCAUUUCGGUUUCAAAGAUCAAGAAACAAGAUACAGAAAGCGUUACUUAGAUUUGAUUAUGAAUAAAGACGCUAGAGGCCGUUUCAUCACUCGUUCUCAAAUUAUUCGUUAUAUUAGAAGAUUCUUGGACCAAAGAGAGUUUAUUGAAGUUGAAACUCCUAUGAUGAAUGUUAUCGCCGGUGGUGCUACUGCCAAGCCAUUCGUUACCCAUCACAACGAUUUAGAUAUGGAUAUGUACAUGAGAAUUGCCCCAGAAUUAUUCUUAAAGGAAUUAGUUGUCGGUGGUAUGGACAGAGUUUACGAAAUUGGUAGACAAUUCAGAAAUGAAGGUAUUGAUAUGACUCACAACCCGGAAUUUACUACUUGUGAAUUCUAUCAAGCUUACGCUGAUGUCUACGACUUAAUGGAUAUGACGGAAUUGAUGUUCUCAGAAAUGGUCAAAGAAAUCACUGGUUCUUAUAUCAUUAAGUACCAUCCAGACCCAAACAAUCCAGAAAAGGAAUUAGAACUAAACUUCACUAGACCAUGGAAGAGAAUGAACAUGAUUGAAGAAUUGGAAAAGAAAUUCAACGUCACUUUCCCAGCUGGUGAUAAAUUACAUACUGCCGAAACUGGUGAAUUCUUGAAGAAGGUUCUUUCCGAUAACGGUAUGGAAUGUCCUCCACCAUUAACUAAUGCCCGUAUGCUAGACAAGCUAGUUGGUGAAUUAGAAGAUAUGUGUAUCAACCCAACGUUCAUUUUCGGCCAUCCACAAAUGAUGUCUCCAUUAGCUAAAUACUCAAGAGACACACCUGGUUUGUGUGAACGUUUCGAAGUUUUCGUCGCCACUAAGGAAAUUUGUAACGCAUAUACUGAAUUGAAUGAUCCAUUUGACCAAAGGGCCCGUUUCGAAGAACAAGCUAGACAAAAGGAUCAAGGUGAUGAAGAAGCUCAAUUGGUCGACGAAACCUUCUGUAACGCUUUAGAAUAUGGUUUACCUCCAACUGGUGGUUGGGGUUGUGGUAUCGAUAGACUAGCCAUGUUCUUGACCGAUUCAAAUACCAUUAGAGAAGUCUUAUUGUUCCCAACAUUGAAGCCUGAUGUUCUAAGAGAGGAGGUUAAGAAGGAAGAAGAAGCAAAAUAA